AUGCCCCUCCUUAUUUAUAAGUUCAUCCCUAAUGGAACCCUUUGCCAUCUCAUUCAUGACUUUAAUGAAGAGUACUCGAGGUCAUGGGAUAUUCGAUUACACAUUGCAGUGGAGGUUGCGAGUGCAAUUUCUUACUUGCACUCAUUUGCAUCCACCCCCAUUUAUCAUCAAGAUAUCAAGUCUAGUAACAUACUACUAGAUGAAAAGUUUCGAGCAAAAGUAUCAAACUUCGGAGCAUCUAGAUCAAUUGACAUUGAUCAACCUCAUUUGACCACUCAAGUGCUUGGGACUUUUGGGUACUUGGAUCUUGAAUACUUUCAGUCAACUCAAUUUACUGAAAAGAGUGAUGUUUAUUAUUUCAUAGUGAUUAUUGUCGAGCUCUUAAUUAGAAAAAAGGAAAUCUCGACAUUCAGAUCGCAAGAAAAGAGAGGCUUAGUCUCAUAUUUUAUGUCGUCGGUGGAAGAAAAUCAUCUGCUGGAUAUUGUUGAUGUUGAAAUUGGGAAGGACGGUCAAAGUGAUGAAGUAGUAGCAGUUGCUUAA
Messenger RNA from Gossypium raimondii (Peruvian cotton), 540 nucleotides. RefSeq names its product wall-associated receptor kinase-like 2. The transcript has a single exon. Gene Ontology annotation, biological process: cell surface receptor signaling pathway; protein phosphorylation. The record is from RefSeq and is a predicted model, not a curated record. Gene Ontology annotation, molecular function: ATP binding; protein serine/threonine kinase activity. NCBI's taxonomy places the organism in Eukaryota, Viridiplantae, Streptophyta, Magnoliopsida, Malvales, Malvaceae. Gene Ontology annotation, cellular component: plasma membrane. Bases 1 to 540 code for a protein of 179 amino acids.